AUGCCUGAGCUACGCUGUAAAAUCUACGAAGGUUUUGCAUCGCUCACGUCAGAUACGUGGGUAAAUGCAUACACACACGCACAGAAAUACGAGACAAAAUAUCUGCAGCAAGGUGAUGAAUGCGAAAUUGCAUCGGAACCAGAGGGCAGCAACGAGGACACGGAAGAGGAUGACGCCGUCGAUGACAAUGAAGCUGUAGCCGAUUAG
This is a messenger RNA of Phytophthora infestans T30-4, 207 nucleotides long. RefSeq lists its product as uncharacterized. The coding region runs from base 1 to 207 and encodes 68 amino acids. The record is from RefSeq and is a predicted model, not a curated record. NCBI's taxonomy places the organism in Eukaryota, Oomycota, Peronosporomycetes, Peronosporales, Peronosporaceae. The transcript has a single exon.